UCUUCCAUUUCCUCCUAUAAACAUGGACCAUUCUUCGCAAACUGUUCUUCACACCAUCACUCAAAUCACAAUUAAGCUAAUUAAUCAAGAUUUUACAGGAUUUAAUUAGCUAGAUUUUGUGCACCCAUGUCUCCUGCGAUGAAUUUGGUAGCUGAAACCGAGAGAGAGAAUGAGCUGCCAGAAAGUCUGUCCCAGAAGGGAGUCAUAUAUCUCUGCAAGAAAGGCAUCGAGAAUGUUCCAACUAAGUACAUUUUGCCUCCCUUGGAACGUCCCAACUUGAGUUAUACAUCAACUAACUCCUCAAGCCACAAUCUCAAUUUACCCAUUAUUGAUUUUUCCCAGCUGCAAGGUUCAAACAGAUCCCAUGUCCUCAAUUCUCUCGCGACAGCCUGUGAAGAGUACGGAUUCUUCCAGUUGGUGAAUCAUGGAAUUCCAAAUCAAGUUAUCAGCAACAUGUUUGAUGUAGCGAAAAGAUUCUUCAAGCUUCCUUUCGAGGAAAGAUCGAAGUACAUGUCAACAGAUAUGGGUUCAGCUGUUAGAUGUGGAACAAGUUUUAACCAAAACAAAGAUUCAGUAUUUUGUUGGAGGGAUUUCUUGAAGCUUAGUUGCCAACCCUAUUCAGAUGUUCUUCCUCUUUGGCCUUCUUCUCCUACAGAUUUGAGGCAGACGACAUUUGACUACUCAAAAGAACUGAAAAACUUGUAUCUUAUGCUGGUGGAUGCGAUUUUAGAGAACCUUGGGUUGUUGGAAAACAGUAAAGAGGAAGAUGAAAGUAAAAAUGGAAGUUGUGGUUUAGAAGAAUUUGAAGAUGGAAGCCAACUCAUAGUGAUGAAUUGUUACCCUUCAUGCCCUGAACCAGAGUUAACUCUAGGCAUGACUCCCCAUUCAGAUUAUGGAUUUCUUACACUACUUCUUCAAGAUCAGCUAGUGAAAGGCCUUCAAAUUCUGCAUGGAGGGAACUGGGUCAACGUGGAGCCAAUUCCUAACUCAUUUGUUGUCAACGUUGGAGACCACCUUGAGAUAUUUAGCAAUGGAAAAUACCAAAGUGUACUCCACAGGGUUCUUGCUACUUCAACGUCUAGAAUCUCGGUUGCUUCCUUGCACAGCUUGCCCUUCAAUAGAAUGAUUCAGCCGGCGCCAAAACUCGUCAACGAAGCCAAUCCGAGUCGGUACAAGCCCACAGACUUCGCGAGUUUUCUCGAUUACAAUUCAUCCAGUGAGCCACGGCAGAAAAGUUUCCUGGACUCCAGGAAAUUGACUUGAGCUCCAGAGAAUUGUAUAAGUAAACAAAUUACAAGUCUAAGAACUUGACUUUUUUUAAAACUUGAAUUUCAAAACAUAGUUUACUGUAUUAGGUGGUGAAAAAAACCUAGUUUAUAUGUUUCUCUAUUUUCAUGUCUUCAUAUUGAUGAAAUUAAUCAAUGUCCUGUAUUUGGUCU
Messenger RNA from Mangifera indica (mango), 1439 nucleotides. Its product is annotated as probable 2-oxoglutarate-dependent dioxygenase SLC1. The transcript has 4 exons. Lineage: Eukaryota; Viridiplantae; Streptophyta; Magnoliopsida; Sapindales; Anacardiaceae. The record is from RefSeq and is a predicted model, not a curated record. Bases 127 to 1263 code for a protein of 378 amino acids.